Molecule: messenger RNA, 535 nt
Organism: Oncorhynchus gorbuscha (pink salmon)
Lineage: Eukaryota; Metazoa; Chordata; Actinopteri; Salmoniformes; Salmonidae
Product: 60S ribosomal protein L28-like
Exons: 5
Coding region: 75-488 (137 amino acids)
Biological process (GO): translation
Cellular component (GO): ribosome; cytosolic large ribosomal subunit
Molecular function (GO): structural constituent of ribosome
Source: RefSeq, a predicted model, not a curated record
CCCUUUAAUCGGAACACGCGAUCUUCACAGUCCCACUCAACUGGACCAUAUUCAAGCAAUUUAGGUUCGUCAACAUGUCUUCUCAUCUGCAGUGGAUGGUCAUUAGGAACUGCUCCAGCUUCCUCAUCAAGAGGAAUGGACAGACUUACAGCACCGAGCCCAACAACCUGAAGUCCAAGAACUCCUUCCGUUUCAACGGGCUGGUGCACAGGAAGACUGUUGGUGUUCAGCCUGCAGCUGAUGGAAAGGGUGUCGUUGUCGUGCUGAAGAAGCGUGCAGGCCAGCGCAAGCCUGCCACUUCAUAUGAGAAGAUCACCAUCAACAAGAACUCACGUGCCACUCUCAGCAGCCUGAGGCACAUCAUCCGCAAGAGCAACUACAGAAAGGACCUGCGCAUGGCUGCUCUGCGUCGUGCCAGCGCCAUCCUGAUGAGCCAGAAGCGUGUGGUGGUGGUGAAGAGGCGUUCCAAGGCUGCCAAGACUGCAUAAAGUUGCAGAGUUAUGACAAAUAAAAUAAAAAAUACGUUUGAGAAACA